This is a messenger RNA of Zootoca vivipara (common lizard), 1628 nucleotides long. NCBI's taxonomy places the organism in Eukaryota, Metazoa, Chordata, Lepidosauria, Squamata, Lacertidae. The record is from RefSeq and is a predicted model, not a curated record.
CUUUAUUUCCUUGAGCAGGACUUCAAUAUAGCAGCUCUAUGGCAACCACCCUGUUUACUGGCUGGCAUUUGCAACUUUCUGAACUGCACCUAGCUUCUGGGAGAUCAAAAGAAACAGAAAUGCAUCCUGUUUGCUGUGUGCCAACCUGUAUCUUAUUAAGCCUGACAAAUGGAUAUUUUCUUAAAGGAUCUCUUGGAGCCUUCUCAGAGGGACAUAUUCAAUCACUUGACACGGAUGAAAACAACCAUGGCAGUCCCUUUUAAGAGUGCAUUGAAAGAUCGGGCUUUGGUAUCAAGCAAUAUUGGCAUGCCACCGCAUCUGAUCCACCGCAUCCAGUAUCCAGCCUACACUAGUCACACAUCUCCCGUGGUCAAGAAGCUUGCGGAGCAGGACAAAUUGAGAAUUUCCAAGUUGCUGGCAGCACCUCGGAUAAGCAUUCAAGGACUGAGCAGCAGGGAAAGCAGCCUUUCUCACAUCCCCCAGCAGAAGCGCAGCUACGGGUCUCAAGACGUAGGUGUGGCUGCUGAACAAAGUCCAGCAGUGUCACGAUUCAGCAUAGCAACGAGUCCCCUUUACGUUAGCAGGGAAUUCUUUGAUGGUGGCCUGGUCCCCAUAAGCAGCUUUUCCCCAGAGGGAGCCUUAGCGCCAGGUGUUGGUAACUGCCAUGCUGUGACUCAGAGCCAGACGCUGACCUCUUGAACGAAGAACUGACCUUCCAUUGACUGAUGACUGAGCGGAGGUAAGGAUUCCCUUUGCCCACCUUGGGGAUUCCUAAAUCUCAGGAGCAGCCUCUUCAGAGCUGCUUUUGAACCAUCUUCUAGAGGGGCCUUUGGAUUGGCUUCCAGUCUGAGUGCCAGUGGAUGAGCCCCAGUAGACUCAAGGGAAGAAGUCAAGCAAGUCCCCCCAGGCCUCAAGGAUACUGAUGUCUAAUGACUCCAGUCCAGGCCACACGCCCAUGAUGAAGUGUGCAACUGAGAGCCUGCGGUAAGUUGACAUGCGACUCAGGAUCUAUGUACGCUCCCAAGUAGGAAAUCUAAAUACAGUGCUACAGCAGGCUUGGCCCUCGUCUAAGGGAAGAGACUGGGCCACACUUAAGGGAAGAAAGUACAGUGUCCAUUCUCUUUGUCAUUCAUAAAUUAACUUUGCUCUCAUGAACUGAGUUCUGGGGAGUAAUCAACAGGUAAAGUUUCACAACCACCAAAUAACACAAUUGCCACUGUUUUUAUUUUAUUGCUCCAGCCUGUAAGUGUCCAGUAUCAGGAUGUGAAGCCAGUUCACUUUCGAGCCAAAGAUAUUUGGAGUUGGAUAUUCUUUCUGGAUAUUCUCCGGAUGUUUGCAUUUGACACCCACAGAUAUGCAGUUUCAGAAUCUGAUAUCUGACAGUUAAUAUUUUGGCUUAUUUUGACUGUUGGCAUGCAAUGCAGUACUAACAGCUAGUGUACAUCACUUAGCAAAGGAAAAUGGGAACUGGUGGACGAAUAACAGUCUCUCAGUUGUUCUCCCUAUGGAACCUGCUAAGCUUCCAAACAACCCAAAAAUCCCCAGACAAUAUACCAUAGGUUGUAUCCUGCUUAGCUGUAUUUCAUGGUGAUAAUGCAGUAGUAAAAAGGUAAAGGGACCCCUGACCA